Molecule: messenger RNA, 1268 nt
Organism: Nezara viridula (southern green stink bug)
Lineage: Eukaryota; Metazoa; Arthropoda; Insecta; Hemiptera; Pentatomidae
Source: the annotation of a GenBank genome assembly
AUGGUUUUGUGGUUCUUAGUCACUCCUUUUCUGUUUACUACAGCUACUGUCACAGGUGCCAGAAAUGACUGCAGGGGCGACUGUGCCCUAUCAGUGGGGUGUUGGAUCUCGGGUGGCGUAAGCCGCGGUACCUGCCCGGGCCUGAACAGCUUCACCUCCUGGCUCUACACCUGUUGCUACUUCACGCCCAUCAUCCCUCCUCCUACCCGCUUCUUCAAGAGGCGCGAUUCGCUAAGAAGGCAAGAUAGAGUAGAAUGUGGAGUCCCUGCACUAACUCUUCAAAAACGAAUCAUCGGGGGAGCCGAAGCAUAUUUUGGGGAACUGCCAUGGCAAGCUCACCUUCGAAUAGGAGGCUACCAAUGCGGUGGGGCAUUGGUGAGCAGGAAGCAUGUCAUCACUGCAGCUCACUGUGUUCACAGGGCACAGCUGAAUGACAUAAUGGUUUACCUUGGUGAAUAUGAUACUCAAAAUACUGGAUAUGAACCAUAUCCUGAGGAAGUGCACAGAGUCAUAAAAAAAUAUGUGCAUCCUAACUUCCAAUUCAGAUUAGCUCAGCCUGAUAGGUUUGAUGUAGCACUUGUACAACUCUCCCGUGGAGUGAUUUUCAAAGAAAACAUACUACCUAUUUGUCUUCCAAAGCGAAGUACGUCAUUAAGAGGAAAAACUGGACUGGUGGCAGGAUGGGGAAAGACAGAUACUACCUAUGGAAAAACUGGAACAAAUAUUUUACGAAAAGCAAUUGUUCCUAUUCUUACUGAUGCCGAAUGUUUACGAUGGCAUAGGCAUAAAAACAUCAGAGUUGAACUUCACAAAGAAAUGUUUUGUGCUGGUCACAGUGAUGGGCGAAUGGAUGCUUGCCUAGGUGAUAGUGGUGGACCUUUAAUUGUACAAGAUGAAGGACGUUGGACACUAGCAGGUAUAACAUCAGCAGGAUUUGGCUGUGCAGUUGAUCAUCAACCCGGGAUAUACCAUAAAGUUCAGUUCACUUCAGACUGGAUAAGAUCUGUUAUCAAGUCUAAUACAUAAGAGCCUUUGAAGGACAUGAUUAAAACACAUAUGACAAGUUUAAAUAAUAUUCUAAUACCGAUCUAAUAACAUUGCAAAUACCAGACCAAAACAUGAUGUGAUAAUUUCAAAACUCAUUCUUUAGUUAAAAAUUAGUUUCUGUAACUCAACAGAAAUCUCAAUUAUUUACUACUACAUUAAUAAUAAAUAUAUAAUGUUGGCCAUCAAUAUAAUUGAACGUUAAAAAGUUGUGACGAAUCUAC